Molecule: messenger RNA, 1398 nt
Organism: Andrographis paniculata
Lineage: Eukaryota; Viridiplantae; Streptophyta; Magnoliopsida; Lamiales; Acanthaceae
Exons: 9
Coding region: 196-1167 (323 amino acids)
Biological process (GO): maturation of SSU-rRNA from tricistronic rRNA transcript (SSU-rRNA, 5.8S rRNA, LSU-rRNA)
Cellular component (GO): small-subunit processome; nucleolus
Source: RefSeq, a predicted model, not a curated record
UAUGUCAAUUGAAACCAUCCCUAGCGGCGAUUAGAUUUUGGUCGUCUUCUUCUUCCAGCCGCCGGCGGUCGUCUCCUCCCUUCUCCUGCAACUUCAAUCGUCGGCCGGAAUACUGCGUCUUCUUCUUCGAUAAAGGUGUGCGAAAAUUCUUGCACACUUGUUCAUUCACAGUUGGAAAAUUCUUCGAAGAAAUAUAUGGCGGAGUCCAUUAAUCCUGCACAGCCCCUCUCCAAUGAGAGAAUUGAAAAAGAAGCACCACAGCUGGUUGGUGUCUUGAAAGAAAUGAAAGAGGGUUUAGAUACUGUCCGGAGCAAAAUCCAGGCUUUAACUGCCAAGGUGAAAGCAAAUAGCUUCCCCACGUCAGAUGGAAUAAGCUAUCUUGAGGCUAAACACUUGCUGCUUCUGAGCUAUUGCCAAUCACUGGUCUAUUAUUUGCUUCGGAAGGCAAAAGGGUCGUCAAUUCAGGGGCAUCCGGUUGUUAGGAGCCUUGUUGAGAUAAGAUUGUUUUUAGAGAAGAUUCGUCCAGUCGACAAGAAGCUUGAAUACCAAGUUCAGAAGCUAACCAGGACUGCAACAUCAAUGGAGAAACCAGGAUUGGCCGUGAAAGAGACGGAUGAAGCCCAGGGAAAGGAGGACAUGCUACAAUAUCGUCCAAAUCCUGAAUUGCUUGUUAGCAAAACAAAUGCAGCUUCAGAGGAUGGCUCUGGUGUAUAUCGACCACCGAAAUUUGCACCAUCUUUGAUGGAUGAAGAAAAGAUAUCGAGACACGAGAGAAAUGCCAUGAGAAAAGAAAAAGAAACUCUGCGACGAGCCAAGCAAAGUACUUACGUACAAGAGUUGCUAAAUGAUCUUGAGGGACGACCUGAAGAGAUUAGAGAUAAUAUAGUAUCCGAGAGUGGGGAAGUGAAGAAAUACAUUUCAAAGAUGGAAGAGCGAGCUCGACAAGAGGAAGAACUUUUUACUCGUGCACCUCUGACUAAAGACGAGAGAAAGAAGAUGAAAUUAUUGAAGAGGUCCAGAAAUGGGUUGAAUGAUUUGACGGAAAGUUUCUACGAUGAGAUAAAAUCAUUACCAAUGGAGGAUAGCAUGGCCGAUCAAUCAACCAGCUUUAAUGAUGCUAGUACUCGAGGAAAAAAAAAAUUCAAGAAACACAAGAGAAAGCAUUGAGCGGCGACAAAUUCAAGCCGCUAUUGGCUCAAGUUAUAUAGCUGUGCAAGUUGACGGAUACCAAAUCGGAAAAAAGAGGUUAGUGAAAACAUAUGAACAAUCUUCUUAGUAUUGAGAUAAUGUUUUGAGAAAUGAUAGGAAGUCAGCUAUGUUUUGUUAGAAGCCCAUUUGUGAUCUUUGUACAAUUUUACUAUUUUGAUAUGAGCUAAUUUUCUAGCAGAAUAUUUGUGA